This is a messenger RNA of Hyalella azteca, 1660 nucleotides long. RefSeq lists its product as uncharacterized. NCBI's taxonomy places the organism in Eukaryota, Metazoa, Arthropoda, Malacostraca, Amphipoda, Hyalellidae. The coding region runs from base 11 to 823 and encodes 270 amino acids. The transcript has 3 exons. The record is from RefSeq and is a predicted model, not a curated record.
UGACGAGUGCAUGAAUCCGCGGCGUGUUCUGGAGCGUUUGACCGGCAGUCGAGCUGAUCCUGGUGGGCGACCAAAGCUGGACCAAGGCAAUAAAUUCAAGCUUGGAGGAGCCACAUCUUUUCAUACCUUCUUCAGCUUUGUUUGCUCCCUCUCCCACGUACAAAAAAGGCAGUCUGAAGAAAAUCUCAACUUUGACCCUAAGCUUUUGAAUGAAAUUUACUUCGUGUAUUGCAAUUUCAUCUACGAUUAUGUAUGGGGUAAAUCGGGUUUCUCCCUCAACACCUGGUUUCCCGAGCUCCCGGAAGUAUCCUGCCAGCUGGUGAAAAUGUCGCGUUGCUCGACAGAGGAGAAGUACGAGUUCAAAUUUUCAAAUGGCGUUUCUCAUUCAAGCGUCUUCGAUGAAACAUCCUUUUUGCAAUCUUUCUACGUGGAUAAAAAGGUGUUUGAAAGGGUCGGACAGGAACUCUGCACUGCUCUUGAUGUGGCUGUGUCCAUGGGUGGGUGUGAAGCUGUGGUCGAGUCCUUCUACUCCGUUGUGGAUACCCAGCGGAAAGGAAGUACUAUGUCAAACGAGACAUUGGAGUUGCAAAGUAUUAUAGAUUGGUGCUACCCCAAACCCUACAGGUGCCCUGCAACCAUGGAGACAGUUGCCAACUUGAUGCUGGAUGGAAAUUUUCUCCUGGGAAUAACUCCUUCUCCCCCCUCGGUUCAUAUGGACACCAAGAACAAGUCUCCCUUCUCAGAAGUGAGCAAGGUUCUACAAAGGCUCAAAAAUGAACCAGUCAAGUAUGCAUUUCUCUUGCAUACUGAUGAUUUUAGGUAAAUCAUAUAAGACGAAAGCACGAGCAAUGCAUAGGUAAUCGGCUUCCGCUUCAUUUGAGAUGCGCUGUCACUUGCAACAUUUUGGGCAGCCAUUUGCAUUUUUACGUGUGUGAAGCAGUGACCACUCCAGACACCCGUCACUGGGCUGUAUUGCAGUCUAUACUUUAAGGGGGAAGAUUGUGAUGCGAUGUAGUAAUCUUUCGUAAUCUCUUUGUUCCUUAAUACCAGCUUGAUUUAUAUUGUUAUGCACAAUCCUACAAUUAGAAUUAAUUUGCGUGCUACUCACGUUUGGUCAAUAUUUCUUUUAUCGUUGGCUGAAUGCACGUUUGGUUUGCUUAGCAUUCGUAAACCUUUUUGAAUAUUUCAUAAAAUGGUAUUAGAAUAAUAAGCAGGUUUCACUAAAAAGUAUUGUUGGUUUAACUAUCUGUAAAUAAUAAUUAGUUAACGUUUACGCUAAAGAAGUCGGUUUGGAGAUUUUACGUUAUGUGUAAAAACAGGAAUUUUUACGUUUCUCGUCUUGGAACAAACUUUUGCCUUGAGUAAUACAACACAUCCUAAGCUAUUCAUUAAAAAACUUUAUGCAACGAAUUUUUUAGUUCUAAAAUUAUUUGAAAUGUUGCCAAAAUGUAAAAACAUUUAAUGUGGUUCUGUUCAAGCCAUUUAGUUCUGUACAAGCAUACGAUGUUUAGUCAUCUUCACUGAGAAAAAAAAGCCUAGGUAGAGCUAGCCUUCAUAAGUAAUGCUGUUAAAGUUGUCUACAGAUGUGCCUUUUCGUUUUUCCACUGGUUAUAAGAAAAAAUUAUUCUAGCAACUGUAUCCUGGGCUUUACUGAUUGAUA